AUGAUUAUUCUUCACCAUUUGGCGGACUCUCGUUCUUCGAGAAUUAUUUGGUUGCUAGAGGAGAUGAAAGUUCCAUAUAAGCUGAAGCAUUAUGAUCGUAAAAGUCCUGCGCUCGAAGACAAUGGAAAAACCUACAUUGAGAGUGCUGCUGUCAUUGAGCAUUUGGUUCGCAAGUAUAAGAGAGACUUAAAACCCUCUGAGGAUAAUUUGGAUGCUCUAGAAAAGUAUGAAUUUUGGAUGCACUACGCUGAAGGUUCCUUAAUGAUGUUAGUCGUCGGCCUUUUUGUUAAUAACAAGGCUGUAGACAUGUCUCCUCUUGUUAGUCGCUUUCUGGUUCGAAAAGUCACGAAUACUAUUAAUGAAAAUUAUUAUCUAAAAGAAUUAUUCCUCAACCUUGAACACGUCGAUGAUUUUCUUUCCACUAGUAAGUUUGUCACCGGCGACCACUUUACUGCGGCCGACGUGCAGAUGAGCUAUCCUUUGCUUUGCCUUCAGAGUACAGUGUUGAAAUCAAGGCCGUAUACAAACAUCAAGCGUUGGCUUAUUGAAGUCACUAGUCGUCCAGCUUUCGAAGUUGCAUCCCAUAAGGCUCAUGACAAGGUUUUCCAACUUUUAAAUGAAACGACACAAGGAAAGGAUGAAGAAAUAGCUGACUUUUCUUCCUUCUCUAUCUCUGCUUGA
Schizosaccharomyces cryophilus OY26 is the source of this 681-nucleotide messenger RNA. Its product is annotated as glutathione S-transferase Gst3. The record is from RefSeq and is a predicted model, not a curated record. Lineage: Eukaryota; Fungi; Ascomycota; Schizosaccharomycetes; Schizosaccharomycetales; Schizosaccharomycetaceae. The transcript has 2 exons. Bases 1 to 681 code for a protein of 226 amino acids.